Messenger RNA from Kwoniella mangroviensis CBS 8507, 885 nucleotides. RefSeq lists its product as uncharacterized. Lineage: Eukaryota; Fungi; Basidiomycota; Tremellomycetes; Tremellales; Cryptococcaceae. Bases 1 to 885 code for a protein of 294 amino acids. The record is from RefSeq and is a predicted model, not a curated record. The transcript is spliced from 5 exons.
AUGUUGUGCAUUGAAGCUGGGGUAGAUCCUAAAUUGAGACGGUACAGAGAGAAAGCUGUGGAGGACUUUGUUGUUGUUUAUAACGCGAGAAAACUCUAUCCCCAAAUCAUCUCCACACUCGAACCUAAGGAGUGGGAUGAGCGUGAAAUGAUGAGCUUCCACUCGUUGGUGGAUUGGAAGCUCAAGGACGAUGUCGUCUUCCCAGACUGUCUCACCAUCCAAGAUCCUCGAGACGCUACAAAGAUCAUCGACCUGCCCUCUGCGGUGAAGAUCGUUCACCUCGAGCUAUACCCCAAGCCAACAACCCACACAUUCCCUGGAGCUGAUCACUUCAGUCACACCGUCAAUGAAGUGAAAGGUUUCACCUACGCCUUAAGAUCCAAACUACCGGUGGACAUUGCCCACCCUCCCAAGACCGGUCGCAAGGCCGAUUACUCCAAGUUCGAACCGAUGUCGGGUCACCACCUUCCCCACCUCCAAUGCGCCCAAAUUAUGCCAUACCAUCAUCUCCCUCAACAUUACUCAAUUGGAUCCUGCAAGGAUGGACAAGCCACUCUAAAAUGGUUGGAAGUCAAUCGACCCUCCGUCCACGAUGUGCUUGUUUUGAUCGCUCAAAUCGGAGUAUGGGGUAUGGGAGAUGCCAUCGAGAAAAACAUGUGGGACCUACUCGUCAAGUUGGACGAGGAACACAAGGUGAAACCCGGAAUUCCCGAGGCCAUUCCCAAUAUGGAAAUCAUGAUCGCCCAGCUGGAAAGAAUAUACGAAGCAUACAAACGAGGUAGAGAAGAAGGAGGUGGUAACGUUGCGAGAGAUAUGUUCGAUCCGUUCGUUGCGCCCAACCGAAGGAUCACAUGGGCUCGUCGUCUCAUGAUCACUCAGAGAUGA